Molecule: messenger RNA, 1304 nt
Organism: Dictyostelium purpureum
Lineage: Eukaryota; Evosea; Eumycetozoa; Dictyosteliales; Dictyosteliaceae
Exons: 4
Biological process (GO): actin cytoskeleton organization
Cellular component (GO): cell projection; plasma membrane; cell junction
Molecular function (GO): actin filament binding
Source: RefSeq, a predicted model, not a curated record
UUUACAAAUUGGUGUAAUGUUUUCUUAUCACAAAGAAAUCAAAGGAUUGAAGAUCUUCAAACUGAUUUUGGUGAUGGUGUAUAUUUGGGUAAUCUUUUAGAGAUUUUAAGUGGCAAAAAUGUAAUUGUUUCAAAGAUAAAAAACAGAGAUACCAUGUCAAGACUUUUGUAUAUCAACAACCUUAAUGUCUCUCUUAAAUUUAUUCAUGAUGAAGGAAUUAAAACAGUUGGUCUCGGUAGUGAAGAUAUUGUGGAUAAAAAUUUAAAGUUAAUUAUGGGUUUGAUUUGGACAUUAAUUUUAACUUAUCAAAUUCAAAUAUUGGGGUCAAAAAACCCUCAAAAUGGUAGUUGUAAGUUUCAAUUAUCUGAAAAUUAUCCACAUAUUCAAGUUAAUGAUUUAACAAAAAGUUUUCAAGACGGUUUAUUAUUUUGUGCACUUGUUCAUAAAUUAGUACCAGAUAAAAUUGAUUUUGCUUCGUUAAAUAGUUCAAAUCCAUUGUAUAAUCUUCAAUUAGCCUUUGAAACAGCCAACAGAGAAUUAAACAUUCCAUCAAUUUUAGAUCCACAAGAUAUUUCCACUCAACCUGACGAGAAAUCAAUUUUAACAUAUAUUUCAUUCUUUCCAAAAGUUUAUCAAGAAAGAUUAGGAGAUUCUGUAUCCUCAUUUUUUUCACCAUCCAAAAGAAAUUCAAUUCAAUCAGAAAAAGAACAGGCUCAAAAGGAUAUUGACAGUAAACAAUCAGAAUUAGAUAGUUUAAAUGAUUUGGUAAAAUCAGCUCAAGAUGAAAUUGAACGUUUAAAGGAAACUUUAAAAUCAACAGAUAAUGAUACACAAAAAUACCAAUCCAAAUAUGAAGAACUUGAACGAUUAAAUCAAACUAUUCAAGAUGAAAAUAAGAGAAUUUUAGAGGAUAUUGCUCAAUUAACUAAACAACAAUCAGCCACCAAUAGUGAGUUUGAAGAAAAGCAAAAUAAACUUUUCAGUGAAAUCAAAGAAAAAGAUGAAUUGAUUGAAAGAAUUAAUAGUCAAUUACAAUCUGGUUUAGAAUUACAAACCAAAUAUGACAGUAUUUUGGUUGAACUUAAUGAUAGUAAAGAGCAAAAAUCAAAUUCGGAAAAAGAAUUUGAAAAGGUUAUUGAAAAUCUUAAAUCAACUAUCCAACAACUUCAAGAAGAAAAUAAAUCAUUGGCUUCAAAUCAAACCGUUAGUGAAGAUCAAUUCAAAGAAAAGGAUCAAUUAUUAAAAGAAAAGGAUCAAUUGCUUAAUGAAAAAGAUAGUAAAAUCAAUGAAAUUACUCAAUUAAU